CGAGGGAGGAGACUGGUUGUUCCCGGCAUCCCCUCUAGAUAUACAUACACAGCUCCCUCCUCCUCCUCCUCCUCCUCAUCCGCCUCCUCCUCUUCAGCGCGCGCUUUCGAACGACGCUCUCGUCGUGUCGGCCGCUUGAGGGACGAUCAGUCUGUUCUCCACGUUCUCCACGCAAGGACGACCGCCGUCGGCGAUCCUCUAAUCUGUGACACGAACUUUGACCGCGCUCUCCCGCUGCCUUCCCGUCUGCUCGAGAGAUCAUCUUCUCUUAUCACCGUCGAUGACGCGCGCUGGUGAAGUUGCCCGAUCGCGAUGCGGACAGAGCCUCAGUAGCGAUCACGUUCCCGACGCGGUCCGUCGUUGUGUCGUCCCGGCUCUAUUCCUCGUGCUCUGAGCUCGUGUUCGAACAUCACUCUCGGCGACCACGUUCUCUCGUUCCAUCGUUCUCUCGUUUGCGGGAAAUCGAAAAAGGGAGACAGAAGGGUUUGACCGUUCCUAGGGUCUUCUUUGUCCUAGCGAUCGAUCUCCUUUCUUUUUGUUGAGUGCCCGACCAAGGUCACCCGAUCGCUCUGCCCAAGGGCUGCUCCCGCAGAGGGUCUCCUUGGUCCGGAGAUGUGAUCGGCGAUCGUCUCGGCUCCACACAGCUUUUCCCGCGUCUCGUGCGCCGGGACCCUUUCGUGCAACCACCCUAGGUGCAACUGACGUAGUUGCAACCGACCCGAGUGCAACUAACCUAGGUGCGUCCGAUUAAGCUGCGACCGAGCAAGGUGCAACCGAAACAGUGGCAAAUGCAUCGGUGUAGACGGUGGCGCGAUCGGUCUUCUAUGGCCUAAGUGGUAACUGGUACCGCUCCCGUUGCCGUUGUCACGAUCCACGAUUUCGAGAUGAGACUGCUGGUGGUGAUCACGAUCCUCUGCUUGGCGAAUCGGCGCGCCGCCGAUUGCCGGGCCGUCGACGCUGACUCCACGGAGAAGGAGUUCGGCAGACACAGGCGCAAGUUCACCGUCGACGAGCUACUCAACACGAACUUUCCGCACGGCAUCAGCGAUGACCUGGACGUGGACAUCUGUAAGGCGGGUGGUUUCUUGGGCGACAUCGCACUGCCAAACAUACAGUAUGAGACGGAGUGGCGGCAGCAAAAGCUGAACAAGAGUUAUCUGGAGGAGCUGGAGAAGUAUCGGGAGGAAGUCCUGAAAGAGGGUCUCCAGGUCGAGGAAGAGGGUCUCACAGAGAUCCUCCAGUUUAAAAAUGAGCACGACGCUAACGGGACGCAUCAGGAGAACGAGGAGAUCGCGUCUUCAAGAGAGAAAUCCGAACCAAUUAUGGUGGACCGGAAUCAAUACAGCAUGGACGGCGAAGUCGCGGGUGAUUUCAGUUUUGACGCGAGGAACGACGACGUCGGCCCCGGAGUGCGAGACGAGGGUGUCGAGUUCAGGUUGGAGUCGACGACCCCACCGACGAAAAAGAGGCACUCAGGUCGGAAGCAGGGUUAUCAAACACCGCUCGCGAUACCGAUUGUAAACGCCACGAAGCCAAUGAACGCCUUCCUGAAAUCAUCCCGCGAAUCCAACACUCCCGUCGGCUCCGCCGGGGUUGCCAAUCAGAUGGGGAAAAUCCAGGAAGUGUUCACCAUCAGAACAGAGACCAACACGCAGAAUACAUCGAAGCGGCGUCAUCGACGUCAUCAUCGAAGAAGAUCAUUGAGGAGGAGGCAUCCUCGCCGCAAGCUUCCAGAAGUCAGGCCGGACUUCGGCGACAGUUCAGACGAAGUGGUGUCGUUACACGACAGACGGCUCCGAUCAAUCGAGUUCUACGAGGUGGAACACAAGGCGAAGUACCUGGCGAACAAACGCGGCACAACGAGACACGGUUUCUCGAGCAGGUCGAGAAGAGCCGCGACGGCCCGGAAGGAGCGCGUAUGGGACCACGGCGUGAUCCCGUACGAGAUCGACGGCAACUUCUCCGGGGCCCAUAAAGCGCUGUUCAAGCAGGCGAUGAGACACUGGGAGAAUUUCACUUGCGUGAAAUUCGUCGAGAGGGUCCCCGCGGAACAUCCUAAUUAUAUACUGUUCACGGAGAGGCCGUGCGGGUGCUGCUCGUUCGUCGGGAAAAGAGGAAACGGGCCGCAAGCUAUAAGUAUCGGAAAAAAUUGCGACAAAUUCGGAAUUGUUGUUCACGAAUUGGGACACGUCGUCGGCUUUUGGCACGAACAUACGAGACCCGAUCGAGACCGUCAUGUGCAGAUCAUUCGUGACAACAUCAUGUCCGGUCAGGAGUACAAUUUCAAUAAGCUCACGGAAGAGGAAGUGAAUUCGCUUGGUUUACCGUACGAUUACGACUCGAUCAUGCAUUAUGCGAAGAACACAUUUUCGAGAGGCACGUAUUUAGACACAAUCCUUCCGAUGGAAAGGGACGGAAAGAAACGGCCUGAGAUUGGACAGAGACUUCGACUCAGCGAAGGAGACAUCGCUCAGACUAAUCUUCUCUACAAAUGCCACAAGUGCGGUAGAACGUUCCAAGAAAACAGUGGCACCUUCGGAUCCCCGACUCACCCGAACAGUUCGCCGGCGAUCGAAGGUGAACGCUGCGAAUGGCGAAUCACAGCGACCCAUGGUGAACGGAUCGUGUUGAACAUCACGUCGUUGGACAUAUUUAAGAGCAACUUCUGCCGCAGCGACUACCUGGAGAUCAGAGACGGAUACUGGUACAAGAGCAACGUUCUAGGUCGAUUCUGUGGGAGCGGCAAGAUCCACGAACCCAUCGUCUCCACCGGAAGUAGGAUGCUGGUAACGUACGUGACGUCUAGUCGUCAGAGCGGUCACCGUGGUUUCACCGCGAGCUACGAGGCCGUUUGCGGCGGCGAGGUGGAGCUCGACGGCACCGGUCAUUUGGAGUCGCCAAAUUACCCGGAAGAGUACCAAUCGAGCAAGGAGUGCAUCUGGAAGUUGUCCGUCCCGGAGAACUUCCAAGUGGCCCUAAAGUUUCAAUCCUUCGAGAUCGAGAACCACGACAAUUGUGUGUACGAUUACGUCGAGGUCCGCGACGGUCAUAACCGCGACUCCCCAUUGAUCGGGGUUUACUGCGGCUACAAAAUACCGCCGGACAUUAAGUCCACGGGGAACAAACUAUUGGUGAAGUUCGUUAGCGACAUAUCCGUGCAGAAGGCGGGAUUUUCAGCCACGUUCAUGAAAGAAUUCGACGAGUGUGUUCUAAUUGAGCACGGCUGCGAGCACGAUUGCAUCAACACUUUAGGUGGAUUCGAGUGCUCUUGUAAACCCGGUUACGAAUUACACUCCGACGGAAAACACUGCGAAGAUGCUUGCGGCGGUGUUUUCGAAGACAGUAACGGAACCAUCACGAGUCCUUCAUUUCCGGUGACCUAUCCGGGAAACAAGGAUUGCGUUUGGGAAAUCAUAGCUCCGCCGCAAUAUCGUAUAACGUUGAACUUCACGCAUUUUGACCUGGAAGGUAACAAAGCUCGACAGCAAGAUUGCGAAUACGACACUGUCGAAGUCAGCAGCAAGCUCGGCGACGAUAUCUUGAGGAAACACGGGGUUUUCUGCGGUUCGAGGCCGCCGCCGUUAAUUACAUCCGAGGGCAACUUUAUGAGAGUAGCCUUCACAUCCGAUAACAGUAUUCAGAAAACAGGGUUCGCAGCUGUUUUCUUUACGGACAUGGACGAGUGCGCAAACAACAACGGUGGCUGUCAACACGAGUGCAGAAACAUAAUAGGCUCUUAUCAAUGUUCGUGUCACAACGGUUUCACGCUUCAUGAAAAUGGACACGAUUGCAAGGAGGGCGGUUGCAAAUACGAAAUUGUCUCGCCGAUGGGCACUAUUAUGUCGCCUAAUUACCCGGAUAAUUAUCCAGGCCUGAAGGACUGCGUUUGGCAUUUCCUCACCAAACCUGGCCAUCGUAUUAAAUUAAUCUUCAAAGUCUUCGAGAUGGAAUCCCAUCAGGAGUGUGCUUACGAUCAUAUCGCCAUUUACGACGGAGAUUCUCCGGACAGUCAUAUUCUCGGGAAAUUCUGCGGUACAAAGGAACCUCAUCCAAUUCUAGCUACGGGAAAUCAAAUGUAUAUGGUUUUCAAGAGCGAUGUUUCCGUCCAGAGGAAAGGUUUCCUUGCAACUCAUAGCACUGCCUGCGGUGGUCACCUGGUCGCAACAGAUGAAGUCAAGUAUUUGUACUCGCAUGCGAAGUACAGCUAUAAUAAUUACGACCACAGAACGGACUGCGAUUGGGCGAUAGAGGCACCGCCUGGAAAAAACGUGCAUUUGACUUUCCUCAAGUUCAAUCUUGAAUACGAGACCGAAUGCAACUACGAUUUCGUCGAAGUUUAUUCCGGACUGGACACUUCCGGUCCCAUGUAUGGACGAUACUGUGGUACCAGCAACACCACGGACUUCAUCUCGAUGAACGAGGCCCUGCUGGUGAGAUUCCGAACGGACGACACGAUAGCGAACAAAGGGUUCGUGGCGGUGUUCGUCGCAGUGGACUGGCAGGUCAGCGGCGAGAACUACGGAGGCUCGGGCAACGAAGACACCGACGUGGAGAACCUCUGAUCCGUGGCCGGCCUCGCCAAUCGACUAAGUUACGGCUGGUACAUCGGCUCGAUCUUGCAAAGCAACGAUCACAGCGAGAACGAA
Megalopta genalis is the source of this 4646-nucleotide messenger RNA. The record is from RefSeq and is a predicted model, not a curated record. Lineage: Eukaryota; Metazoa; Arthropoda; Insecta; Hymenoptera; Halictidae.